This is a messenger RNA of Cuscuta europaea, 3900 nucleotides long. The record is from the annotation of a GenBank genome assembly. Lineage: Eukaryota; Viridiplantae; Streptophyta; Magnoliopsida; Solanales; Convolvulaceae.
ACCGCAUAUUUAUAUGGUUCACUCGAUACAGACAUAUAUAUGAGAAUUCCUGGAGGCUUUAAAAUACCUGAUGCUUAUAGCUCGAAAUCUCGAGAUUUAUUUUCCAUAAAAUUGCAAAAGUCAUUAUAUGGAUUAAAACAAUCUGGACGCAUGUGGUAUAACCGUCUAAGUGAAUAUUUGAUCAAAGAAGGAUACAAAAAUGAUCCUAUCAGUCCAUGUGUUUUCAUUCAGCGAUCUGAAUCAGGAUUCGCCAUAAUUGCAGUAUAUGUUGAUGAUUUGAAUAUAAUCGGAACUCCCAAUGAAAUUGAAAAUACUGCUAAAUAUCUCAUGAAAGAAUUUGAAAUGAAAGACCUUGGGAGAACAAAAUUUUGUCUCGGCAUUCAAAUUGAACAUUUGAGAAAUGGUAUUUUUAUCCACCAAUCAAAUUAUACCGAGAAACUUUUGAAGCGGUUUUACAUGGAAAAAGCUCACCCACUUAAUUCCUCGAUGGUGGUUCGAUCUCUCAAUGUGCAUGAUGAUCCUUUUCGACCUUGUGAAGAUGAUGAAGAAAUCCUUGGUCCCGAAAUACCAUAUUUGAGUGCUAUUGGAGCGUUAAUGUAUUUGGCUAAUAAUACACGACCAGAUAUUGCUUUUUCUGUAAAUUUAUUAGCCAGGCACAGUUCUUCUCCGACAAGAAGACAUUGGAAUGGCGUCAAACAUAUAUUCCGCUAUCUCAAUGGUACAAUCGACCUUGGAUUGCAUUUCAAGAAUGGUGCAAAUGCCACUUUAAUUGGCUAUGCCGAUGCAGGAUACUUGUCUGAUCCACAAAAGGAAAAAUCACAAACAUGAUAUGUAUUCACCUAUGGUGAUACCGCUAUCUCAUGGAGAUCGAUGAAGCAAACAUUAACUGCCACAUCAUCAAAUUAUGCAGAAUUAAUUGCUCUUUAUGAAGCAGGUCGAGAAUGUAUCUGGUUGAGAUCAAUGAUCCAGCGCAUACAAAAUGAAUGCAGUAUGAAAUCUUUUACUUGUAAUCCUGCUGUGAUUUAUGAAGAUAACACCGCAUGUAUAGUUCAGAUCAAAUGAGGUUACAUCAAAGGGGAUAGAACAAAGCAUAUAACACCAAAACUUUUUUUCACACAUGAUCUUGAGAAAGAAGGAACAGUUGAUGUCAAACAAAUCAAGUCCUGCGACAACCCUGCUGAUUUAUUCACAAAGUCAUUGGCACCGAAGAAAUUUGAAGAACUGGUCCACAAAAUUGGAAUGUGUCGUCUUCGUGAUAUAUGUUAAAUUGAGGGGGAGUAAUAUAAUGCACUGCACUCUUUUUCCUUUGUCGGGUAUUUAUCCCACUGAGUUUUUCCUGACAAUGAUUUUUAACGAGACAGUACAUUAUAAUACUAUGAUACUAAUACCCCAGAAUAAUUAGAAGAUUAUCAUUCAAGGGGGGGUGUUGAAAUAAAGUUGAAUUAGUCAUCUUCUAACUAUUCAUGAUUAGGAACACAUUAUCAUCAUUGUUAAUAUAAAUAAGAAAUCAUAAUUAGCCCCUAAUCUAGACAAGAUUAUAUUUUCCCCUAUAAAUAGGAGUAUUCUCCUUCAUUGUAAAGACACCAUUAGAACAUCUCUAAUACAUCUCUAUCACUAAGCGUUCAUACUAUAUUUUCUCUCCCUGAUCUUCUGCUUAUUUCCUUCCAUCUUAUAACACUUACUCAUUUCUAACACCUCUCUUAAUCCUCCACUACAUACAUUUAUGAGUUUAAAUGUUUCAUUUUUAACUUUUUGCUCUUAAAAGUUAAAAUCUCUCCGCUCCAAAUGGUCUAAUAGUUCUAAGCUACGGUUAAAAACUACUCCGUAGUUUUAUUGAGGAUUGCCCGUUACUUUAAAGGACAAUGAUGCACAGGAGAAGUAUACAGUACGUCGCUGGCCCGCACCGUUAAAUUUGCAGAAAAUAUCUUCAUGAUCCAUAUGCAUCAUGCACGACCAUCAUUAAAGUGUAAAUGGACAAUCACGCAAUUCGAUCAUCACAAAAAACAGGGGUUCCUAGUGCAUGUGAAUGGAGGACAAUCACCUGGAAGACUUAGGAGAAGUCCCCGUUCACUUUUUUUCGGCUUAUCAGGUUUAUCAGUCAAUUUUUUCACUGAACACGUAACUUUUGCUUUCGCGGCUGAAUUGUGUAGUAAGCAGAAAAAGUAAGGUUGGAGUUACUUUUCUGGCUGUAUUGGUUGAAGUUACUGUAGAUGAUCAUUUUAGCUAUUUUUACAUAUAAUUUUUUCUUUAUUUUAUUAAUAAAAUAUAUUUAAAAAAUAUUUUUUUCUUAAAUCAGCAGAAUUAGCCAAUGCAGUCAAUUCAACCAGAACUUAAUAAAUUUCAGCAGAAUCAGACAAACCAACUAAUUUGCAAGCUACCAAAUGGGCUCUUAAUCUUAAUUCAAACUUCCUCCAUCUAUAUCAAUUGUUGUUUGACGCAAUUAUUCAUGAAAAAAUAAAAGUUUUGAUUGAGAUUUGAGUAAAAUAAAUACAAUAAAAUAUUAUGGAUCAAAUAUUCCUUACAAAAACAGGAAACUUGACAUUCAUUUUGGGACAACCUAAGAAGAAAAGUAAGACAACCAAAAUGGAAUAUAGGGAGUAUUUGUUAUCGGUUAUUCUUAUUUCAUUUAAAUAAAAACAAAUAGAAUUAAAAAAUUCAAUCGAAGCAUAUAAUAUCAAAACAAAAUCAAUCAAAUAAAAAAGAUUCAGAUCAGAUCUGAAAGAUCCAGAUCAAAUCAUAAAAAUAGAUCCAAAACAUUCAAAUCAGAUCAGAAAUAUUUAAAUCAUAUCAGAAAAGUUCAUGCAUGCAAAUAAAAUAUGAGUUACUCCCUCUGUCCCCCUAUAAUUGUCUCAUUUUUUCAUUUUUGGAUGUCCCAUAUUAUUGUCUCAUACCAUAUCUGGUAACAUUUGUGUGACUCUAAUUCAUUCUUACUUUAUUCUCAUUUUACCAACUCACUAUCAACCACAUAAUUCUACUUUUCUUAAAAAUCACACCACUCUCUUUCGUCCCAAUAUUAAGGGGAUGGAUGUAGUAUUACUUUUAUUACUAUUAUUACUAUUAUUAUGAGAACUAUGUCCCUUAGAUCUUUGCCAAAUCAAAAUUUUAUUCUAAAAUAAUAAUAAUUAUGAUGCUGAUGAUGAUGAUGAUCAUGAUGAUGACGAUGAUCAUGAUGAUGAUCAUGAUAAUGAUAAUAAUCACAAUAAUAAUAAUCAUUAUAAUAAUAAUUAUAAUAUGUAUUCUUGUUCUUUGGAUUUCAAUUUCUCCAGUCAAGUCGGGUAUGUAUUCUUCCCCUUCCCCUUCUCCUCCUCCUCCUUCUCCUCCUCAUCCUCAUCCUUUUUAAUUUUCUGAUACUCUGUUAUCUUGUUCUUUGGAUGUCAAUUUUAUUUAUAAAGCAGGAAUAGUGGCAAAGUUAGUGGAACAUCCAAAAAAAGAAAGUUGUCAAAGUUUUAAGGGACGGAGGGAGUACGUACUAUAAUUGAAAACAAGGAUAAAAGAACAUAAGGUGCUAGUAUUGAAAAGUGUGAUCGAAAGUCACAAAACCAGAGCAGGUGGCAGCUGGGCAUACGUCAUGUGCUGGCCGGAAGCCUGGAACCUCUCAUUCCCGUUGGCCCUCUGCUGGUUCAUCAUCACCGCCACCAACUGUUGGUGAUGGUAGGGGUUACCGGCUGCCGGCAUCUUGGAUCCGACACUACCUCAGAAUUAAUUAGGGCUGGGUUCGGUUUGGGACCUGAACCGGGUUUUUGGGAACCGAAAAAUCGGUUCGGUUUAUUUGGGAACCGAAAUACCGAAAUAGAGAGCCCAAUAAGCCCAACAAAUUUUUAUACUACAAUAUUGACCCAUUAGCAGCAACCAAAAUACGAAAUAUCCGUAUAACGUGACUUCCUAGUCACAAUAUUAAAC